Molecule: messenger RNA, 3921 nt
Organism: Rhincodon typus (whale shark)
Lineage: Eukaryota; Metazoa; Chordata; Chondrichthyes; Orectolobiformes; Rhincodontidae
Product: rho guanine nucleotide exchange factor 25-like
Exons: 12
Coding region: 31-1737 (568 amino acids)
Biological process (GO): axon guidance
Cellular component (GO): plasma membrane; cytoplasm
Molecular function (GO): guanyl-nucleotide exchange factor activity
Source: RefSeq, a predicted model, not a curated record
UCUCCUCCCAGCCAAGCGAACCGUUACUUCAUGUGCUGUGCCUGCUCUGCAGUGAGCAGUUUUCAGGCUUACAGCAGAACCCCCCAUUCCCUCCACUUAUAUGGCCAAGGUGCUUCAAUCUACACGGCAGGCUGGCAUGAGUGCCAACCAGGCAGCAUGAAGGGUGGGCAGCAGCGGCCGGGCUGCGCGUGCCAGCAUUUGUUCCGCAAGGUCCUGGCAAAGUGCGGAUGUUGUUACAGAGUACGAGAAUCAUACUCAGUGACGGGAAGUGAUGGCAGCAUUUCCACCUCAGUGGCUUCGAUCCAGCCACAGCCGUCCACCAGUUCGGCCCCCAGCUCGCCGAGCUCCAAGCGAUCGGUAAGCACCUUGAAGAAAUGGCUGACCAGCCCGGUGCGCAAGCUCAGCAGUGGCAAGAUCGACCGGCAGGUGAAGAAGCUGGAAAGCAAACCCAAGAAGGCGGAACGAAGGAAGAGUGUCGAUGAGCGGCGCAGGAGCAUUGACCUGGGAAUAGUCAACAAAGGGAGUGAAGCUCAAGACGCGAAGGGCUGGAAGGAUGGAUCACUGAGCCGCAGAUUAUCCCGAGAUGAACAAACGCCAGCCGUGAUUCCGGAGUCACUGACAGCACUUACUGACAACCCGAAGAAGGAGAUGGAAGAACAGGAUACUGCACCAGUUGCCACUCAUGAUGCCGUGGGGCUUUGGCAUAAGUUUGGCGAAGCGGAAAGACGGUUACACAUGUACGUGGUUUAUUGCCAGAAUAAACCUAAAUCAGAGCAUAUCGUCUCCGAGUACAUCGAUACCUACUUUGAAGAGCUGAAGCAACAACUAGGCCACAGGCUUCAGCUGAAUGAUUUACUUAUCAAACCCGUUCAGAGAAUCAUGAAGUACCAGCUUCUGUUGAAGGAUUUCCUGAAGUAUUCGAAGAAGGCUGAGCAGGACACCACUCUGUUAGAGCAAGCUGUGGAGGUGAUGUGCUUUGUGCCUCGACGAUGUAACGAUAUGAUGAACGUAGGACGUUUACAGGGCUUUGAGGGCAAAAUAACAGCUCAGGGAAAACUCCUUCAGCAGGACACCUUCCAUGUCAUCGAACAAGAUGCUGGCUUCCUGUCACGCAGUAAAGAGCGGCGAGUUUUCCUCUUUGAACAGAUAGUAAUCUUCAGUGAGCCACUGGAUAAAAAGAAGGGCUUCUCACUGCCAGGUUAUCUCUUCAAGAACAGUAUUAAGGUUAGCUGCCUGGGCCUUGAAGAGACCGUGGACAACGACUCUUGUAAAUUUGCCUUGACCUCACGUGGGACAGAUGGGAACGUGGUGCGAUAUGUCCUACAAGCCACUAUUCCUGAAAUCCGGCAGGCCUGGGUUUCAAACGUUAGUCAGAUCCUGGAAACGCAACGUAACUUUUUGAAUGCUCUGCAAUCUCCGAUUGAGUAUCAACGAAGGGAAAACAAAUCCAACAGCUUGGGAAGACCCCGCGAUGCCAGGACGGCACUGUCCAUCUCAGCUGGCAUGAGGCCCCAUUCUUCUGCGUCCAUGGACAGGAACCAGUUUCCCUCGAUGAAGGCCUACAACACCUCACUGCCAACAUUGUUUCUCCCACCCUGCAGGACUGGCAGUGCCACCCUGGAAACCAAUAAGCUGCCAGGUCAGGGGAAGGAUAGCCAAGAUGGAAAUUCUACGAAGGUUGAUGCCGCCGGUCACAAGCAUAGGAGCCAAGACAAGCUGGACGAGAGCAAGCAAUAAAGUCGUUGCUUGGUUUUUCUUUUCUGUUUGCUUAAAGGAAGUUAGGCUCAGGAGCACACACACUGUGGGUCAGCUCCCCAUUUUUAAUUCUUCACCCACGAACCAAUUCGCUAAAGGUUUGGCGAGCUUUGGCACAUUGCAUCGACUGUGCACCUUCAGCCAAGGAUUGUGCUCCGGGACCCUCAUUAAACAUAACAACCAACUCCGAAUCACAGAAAAUCAAGGGUAUUGUGCUGCCAAUGUCAUGUCACCAGGGUACAAGUUUUCCUUAUGGCUUGUGUGGAGGUCCUCAGUUGUUCUGAAUCAAUGCGUGUCCCUCUGUUGAACACCUGACCUCUGGCAAGGUCCUUCUGUACAGGGAAAGUCUCGAGAUUUUGAAAGGGCGUUCUGCUGGGGGAUUUCAAUUCAGUCAAAGGAUUGAAAAUCACUUGCAUUCUGUAAUGCUGAAAUGGACCAUCCUGAUCACUAAGAAGCCUUUCACGAUAUUUUCAAAAUAGCAACUGAGUCACAAUUGGCAACACUCCAAGCAACGGCCAUGUCCAACAAGUGAAUUAAACCAAAAUGCUUUAUCUCAUUAAUCGCCCUGUGCCUUUACCAUCAACUGUCGUAAUGGAGCUCUCAAUCCAUUCACAAAACAUCUGACAUCUCACUUCAUCACUCUGCACCGGUGAUAUCACCAUGUCAGGAAGAUUUGUGCCCAGUUUGAUAUUUCCCUGGCAGAUUGCACAAUGCUUUUGGCUUUUGGAAUUGAUAUCUGAGGCAUCAAAAUGAGGCCUCUGGCACGAGCAGGGACAAACGCCAAGAGCAGGAAAAGUCUUUUACUCAAAACACACGGCAACCGUGCCCAGCCUUUUAAAACAAAGACAGUUGUGUCAGCUUCAAGCAACUGGGGCAAAGGAAAGAUGAUGCCAACGGUACGGUUGGUAAAAGACCCAAGCAUGAAGCUGCAUGUCAAAUCGUCAGCAGAAGAAUGAAAGACACUUGCGCAAAAUGGGAGACAUCCACUUUGCCAGUGAAGACACCCGAUCAUAUCCAGUACUUGCCUGCGUGAAAAUGGUUGGCUGUCUUUUCUCAAUGUUAGACAAGUACCUAUUGACUCUCCUUGUGGUCUAAGCUUUGUAUAUGAAGACCAUUUUCAAUUUUUUGGAUCCUCUCUGGUUUGAAUUUGUAAACAUUUCUAAUCUUGCUGCUGUACUUUUUAUUUUCCCAGAUCCUAAACCUUUCCUUUUGUUUGAAAUUUGCAUUUGCGUUCCAUUCCUCACUCCAUGGUGUGCCUCUAAACCCACCACUUUGCAUUAGUUGUCAGGGAAGUGGUCUGUACCUUUUAUUUUCCCAGAUUCUAAGUCUUCCUCUUGGCCUUCUGCUACUCUGCAGUCUGAUCAUUUCAUGUUGAUUCACCUGAAUGUCUCCUUCCUGUCCUAACCAAGCCUGCAGGUUCUGUGCUCCUUCACCAUGUUGCUCCUGUCAAAUUGGUUCUUGUUCCUGGCUGAGGUAACAAAACUAAAGCACCAAUAUCACAGUAGCUGGCUGAAAGUGGGAACUCAGCAAAUAGGAAGUUUUUGAAGACGACAUUAAAAUCACAAGAAACAGAUGUUGGAAUGUUUUUGAGCAUUGUUGAGGCCCUGUAGUUAAUGUUUAGAUGCUACACUCCAAAUCUGAACUGGUACAAUUUGAUGUUACUGUUUUAGUCCUUGGCGCAUGGUCAAAAGCAUGAGCCUACAAUCAUUCUGAUGGUAGGGAUCAGGGAUCCAUCUCUUCCCUUGACUGGACUGAGGGUGUUUCAUAGUUUCUCCCUUUUUUUCCAUGAGAUGCGGCUAACUCAGUAUUUAUUGCCCACGAGAGCUAUUAAGAGUGAACCACACAGGCUGUGGGUCUGGAGUCACAUGUAGGCCCAGACCAGGUAAGGAUGGCAGAUUACCUUCCCUAAAGGAUGUGAUUGAACCAGACAGGGUUUUUGCAACAAUCAACAAUGGUGUCAUGGUCACCAUUAAUGACAGCAACUUUCUUUCCCACAUUUAUUAGCUGAAUUUAAAUUGACCCAAAUGGAUUUGAACCCAUGAUCUGAGACCAUUAGCCUGGGACUCAGUGAAUGGUUAAGAGUCAACCACAUUGGCUGUGGGUUUGGAGUCACAUAUAGGCCCAGACCAGGGUAAGGAUGGCAGAGUUCCCUCCCUAAAGGACAUU